Molecule: messenger RNA, 515 nt
Organism: Ricinus communis (castor bean)
Lineage: Eukaryota; Viridiplantae; Streptophyta; Magnoliopsida; Malpighiales; Euphorbiaceae
Product: photosystem II 5 kDa protein, chloroplastic
Exons: 1
Coding region: 87-401 (104 amino acids)
Source: RefSeq, a predicted model, not a curated record
UGCCCCUAAUAUUUUCCAAAAGGAUAAAGAAGACAACACAGAAGAACAAGGAGAGGUAGAAUUGAGCAUAUCCCUCAUCGCAAAAAAUGGCCUCAAUCACCAUGGCAGCCUCAUUCCUCAGCAGCAACUCCCUUGGCAGCCAGUCUCCGGUGACCGCCCGCCGGACACUUGUGGUAGCAAAUGCUGCUGCUGGUGGACAGAAGGUUAAGAUGAACCAUGACAGUGAAAAGGAGAGCAGCAAUGGGAGGAGAGAUUUGAUGUUUGCUGCAGUUGCUGCUGCUGCCUGCUCUGUUGCUGGGGUUGCAGCAGCUGAGGAGCCAAAAGCAGGAACCCCAGAAGCCAAGAAAUUUUAUUCACCAGUUUGUGUUACUAUGCCUACAGCUAGGAUAUGUCACAAAUGAAGUGUCUUCUGAUCUGUUGUGGCUGUUUUUAUUUUUAAAUUUUUUUUGUGAGCCCUGAUAUAUGAUGUUGUAAUCUCCUACUGCAUGCAAUCUAAAUUCUGCUAUUAAAUCUGA